AUGUCAGAUAGUAUCAGGACGGGAAACCUUCGACACAAGGCUAGCAUAAGUAACAGCAGUAUACGCUCUACACCAAGUGUACCCGAGAUUUGGAAUCCUACACUCGCGCCUGAGAAGGAUGCAGCCAUGUCUCAGCGCUACGCAAUUUCCCUGUCAGUAUUAUCAAAUUCUGUGCCAAACACAUCAUCUGCAUAUUCACGCCCCGUUGAUAAUCCACGCUCAUUCCAACCUCCUACAUCAGCCAGCAGGCCUGGCAUCAUUAGGAACACAUCUAUCGACGAAGGACGCCGCAUACCGCAGCAGAACUCGCGAUCACAGAAUAAAAACGAUAUUCCACGCAGCUGGCUUUCUUCCUACGUUCCAGGACGCUUACAACCUAAAGAUAUCCGCCCUGUUUAUGCUCGACAGCAGGGCCCAACUCAUACCUAUAGGGAGGAACCAGAAUCGGAGGAUGAAUUGAAAGAGGUGGCCAGGCGUAAGAGGAGGAUAAAAGGCGCCAAGAGGAAAGGUGUGCACACGAAGCCAGAUGUAAAGAACAGGAGUGAUGUGUGCGUGGAGGUCAUAGAGACUGAAAGGAUGACCUAA
Molecule: messenger RNA, 585 nt
Organism: Serpula lacrymans var. lacrymans S7.9
Lineage: Eukaryota; Fungi; Basidiomycota; Agaricomycetes; Boletales; Serpulaceae
Exons: 4
Coding region: 1-585 (194 amino acids)
Source: RefSeq, a predicted model, not a curated record